CGAUCUCUUGAAAUCGCUUCUCGCGGUUCCUGGGAUCGGGAAAGUUGCUUUCGAAAAGCGAUUCGCGUUGCUCAAGAAGUAGCGAGUCCGUUCGAGUCUGUUCAUCAAAUCGCGAGAGCGAAAUAUCUCACAUCGCGGCUCUCCGAUCUCCCUGCUUCUUUUUCUUAUCGAUUCUUAGCGAUUAGAGCGGCCAUUAACGCGACCGGAAACGAUCGCGAGAUCGGCGUCGGCGAAAAUAUUCGUCUCCUCUCAUUUUCGUUGUUUCUCCGUUUUUUCUUUUUUUUUUUGCCUGUUCGAAGAGUCUCACCUCGGGAGGGACGGUGCCGCUGUAUUCCUCGAGUUUGCUCUGUCAAGGUGCUCGCGGGCCUACGCUCGCUCUAAAGUAUAAGACGAUUCUCGCCCGAGGAGGGGAGGGGGACGUACGGGGUGGUCGAUAUUAACUGCGAAGCACCUUUCGCGGAGAAGGCGGGUGGCGCGAACACUCCAGUCACAUGCCGUUCGCGGUCGAGUGCGCUCGUCGUCGUCGGGACCCGCGUCCUUCCGCGUCCUUUCGCGGUAAGUUGCCGUCCGCCGCAAAGUAUCAAUCGCUCAUCAUGCGACGGAAAACAUCCGGGCUCUGCUGAGCGCCAGACGUUUCGCUCGCGCGUCGCCGCGGCUUUCGCACAUUACAGUUUCGGGCUCCCAGCGAAGGGCUGAAGGCUCGCCGACACCUACAUCGUCUUUUUUUGUGCGAUCGUCAGCUCAGCACGCGCGCCAGCAGUCCACGCCAUUGAUGAGCGAGCAGCAGCCGAGACGGCGAUCGCGGCGGAUCAUGAAGGACAACCGGUGGUUCCCGAAGGACGAGAAGUAGGGGGACAUGUCCCGCUGCUUGUCGUCAUCUAUGACAGGAUCGACAGACACGGGGCCGCUGCAGCCCCAGGAAGAUCCGGCGCCGCUGCCAGCCCAACCGUCGACCUUCGAGCGACCGGGGUCGGAGGACAGUUCGUUGGCUCGGCGGGGACGUCGUCGGCAUCAGCCGCGACGUAAAAUGACGUCCGCACCGGCGUCUGGGCAGACGAUACAGCUGACUCCGCUCUGGGAACAUGUGGUGCGCACACGUAGGUUUCCAUCCGAGGUCGACACGCAGGCCACCUUCGUCGAGAUCUCCGAGAGACUUCGGGAUCCGGAAUGGGAGGUACGCCAGCACGCCCUGCGGGUGCUGAUGGACGUGCUGCCGACUCUCAAUACCGAUGUCGUCGACAAGGUCAUGCAACCAGUGGUGCCGGAGCUGAUAAAUAACUUGGGACACCCAGCGCCGGCGGUUCGUAAGGGCGCUUUGGAUACGCUGAGGGUGUACCUCGUCCACAGCCCCAGCAGGGACAGCAUGGUGAAAAAUAUCCUGCACGACGGCCUAAACCGACCGGACGCCCACAAUCCGUUCCAAACGAACGUGACGACGGGCGUGAUCCUGAGCGCGCCUCUGUUGCUCUUCCCAUCUUCGGACAGCCCGGCGCCGACGAGCCAAGUUCUCAAGGACGCCACGGUCGCCUUCGCGUCGCGCUUGGUGCAAGUGCCGCACCAGGAGGCUGUGCUCAAGUCGCUCAUGAAGAUCCGCGACGCGGUCGGCGAGGAGGAGUUCAACGGCUACUUGGUCGACUACGACGACAAUAUGAAGAAGAACAUCGAGCUCUUGUCCAAGAUCUACAACAUCAGGCCGGGUAAGAGGAAGCAACGGCGGCAACACGCGACGGACAUCAUGAAGGCCGACAAGGAGCGCGCGAAUCUCGACAAAUCUCACUGGGAUAGCGACAGCGACACCUCCGGCAUCGCCGAGGAGGAGGACGAGACCCCGAAUGGCGCCGCGCCACCGGGUAGGGUCGUCUUGGAGACGGAAAUCAAGUUCAACGAGGAGACCGCCAUCACGAUGACGAUCUUGGAGGAGAAGGACGACGAGGACGAUAGCGAAGAAGAUGGAAGCGGCCGCAAAAACGUCGAGGGCGAGGCCGCCGCCGCUGCCGCCGCCGCCGCUGCGACUGCGGAGGACGUCUCCGCGGACCCGUCCUCGGAGGACAAGCGGAAGACGCCCAGGCGGGUGCACUUCGGCGGCGAGAUCGUGAAGCUGAGAACCCCCGACAGCGACGAGACCGAGUCGCUCGAGAUCGCCACACCGAAGACGCGAAUUCCACUCCCCGUGUCGCCGGCCACGAAGAUGCCGGAGAGGGUCCGACGGCGGCCAUGGUCGCAGCCGUGCAGUCCUCACGCGGAGAAGCGGAGCUCGAAGCGGGCUUCCAGGUCGGCCUCCAGCAGCCCCAAGAGAGAGACGUAUACGCACAACGCGCAGCUCAGCCCGAAGAAGAGCAUCCUCGCGCGGACCAACAGCUCCGGGCCCAUCAUCGUCGUCGAGCCCGCGAUCGAGGAGACGAAGAACGCCAGGAGUCCUGUGAAGGAGCGGAGAAACGGGGAGAGCACGGUCCCAGAAGCCGAGGGUCUUCGGGAGAUCGGCGAGACGUUCAUCAAGGAUCAGGUCGCUCCUCAAGUGAUCUCUUCAUCGCCGAGGCAGGGCGAGAGGAGUCGCGCCAGGAUCGCCAACGACGAAGCGUUUCGACCUGCGAUAGCAGGAGACCCUUCGAAGGCGUCUUCAGCGGGCGAGCGGAUCGAAGAGGCUGGCGAUCGCGCGAACGUGGUCGACUUGAACGAGCACGACGUGGUUGAAGCUUCCUCGAAACAGGAAAAAGAUCGCGCACCGACGGAGACGUCGAGUCCAUCACAGAGGUCGCACAAGGGGAACAGAGAGAAUCCCCAGGUGGGUGACGGCGUUUUCGGUUUGGAAGAGCGGAAAGCGGGGAGCGACUUCUUCGACGAGGUCAAGAGCAACGUCCACGACUUUGCGUUCGGCUCGCCGGUGCACGAGUGCGACGCGCGGUUCGACCGGUUGGUCGGUGGUGACUUCGUCGACGAGCAGGUCGCUGGGCUGAUCACGGAGGUCCACGCGGCCCUGGAAGGCGACGGCGAGCGGAAAGGACGCGGCCAGCGUGACAGGAAGAACCUGCCUGAGACGAACGGAAGUGUUACCUGCAGCAGCAGUGAAGGCGAGGGUAAGCCGCAGGAGCCCAACUGGGAGGAACUGGGCCUGGUCGGUCAAGAGGUCUUGGACGACCUGCACAACAAGGACGACUGGCGAGCGCGCGUGAGAGCCUUAGAGAGAGUCGCGUCGGCCCUGCGGACGUCCUCGGCCCUGAUCGCGAUAGAGUCGCGAUUAGGAUCGCUCUUGCAUGCGGUGCUCGGCGGCGAAAGGAGCUGCCGGGUGGCCGCCGCCGGUUUAGCGGUGGCGAAGGUAGUUGUGGCUGAUGUCUCGGAGGACGCGCUCAGGAGGAAACUGCCGCAAUUAGCAUGGGGACUCGCCAGACAAGGUGGUCCGGCCGCGGCGCAGCUCGCUAGGAUCGCGAUGCUCAGGCUCAAGCCCGGUCUGCUCCUGGAGCAGCUGCUGCAGCCGCACUGCCUGUGCGCCAGGAACGCCAAGACACGGGAGAACGCGCUGCAGCUGCUGAUCUUCUCGCUGGUGACGUUUCCGAGCACAGAGUUCAAGCUAGAAACCGUGGCCAACCGCGUGGCGACGAUGGUCGCGGAUCGUCGACGCAGAGUGCGCCAAGCCGCUCUCGACACCUUGGCCGUUUUGGCGCAAAUCUACGACCCCGAGGAGGUCCUGGCGGCGGGCAAACGAGCAGGCGACGGAAGCCCUGACGCCGAGGCAAUGUUGGCCGCGAUCAGAGCUCGGCUGGCCAGGAAGUCGCUGCCGCUGGUGUCGGCCGACGGCCUCGUGGUGUACGGUUUGCAAAUUUCACCGACUGUUCAGAUUGCUACUGGUCCCGAUGUCGAUUGGAUCGUGGCAGGAAGCGGCUCGGUUUCGCCAGGCACUGGUCGCACCAGAGGUCAAAUCAUCGCCACGUCCAGGUCGGCGCAGGGAAGAGCGUCCAGGAACGUCAACAACCGCGAAAGCCCGUGGACAGAGAGACCUAAUCUCGUCGCGCUCGGCGUCGGCUUGCAGUCCAAGAACGAACAACCGCUGGCUUGGCAGAUAUUGCGUUCGCAGAGUAACGAUGACAAUGACAGUGAGAUAACGGGAUCGAACGGACGAAACGCAAAUGCGGGAUUGCCUUCGAACUUCGCUCUGAGAUUCGGGGACCAACUGCGAUCGUCAUCCUACGCGUCGUCGUCGUCGUCGUCGCACGAUCCCGUCGGGACGGACUCCAAGAAUCCCAAGGAGAUCCUCGACAACAAUUUCGAGCAGAAAAUCGCGCGGAGUCGCAAAGACCUUAAUGAAAUCGCUAAGGAAAAGGACGCAGCUGUCAAGGGAGACUCGAAGAUCCCGGUGUUACUGACACGUGAGCGUCACAAGGUAACGACGGAGAAUCGCGAGAAGAAUCCCGCCAAUCUGGAACACGUCGGGCCGAAUUCGCGAAGGCAGGCGAAGGACGCGCUGGACAGCAACCGAAAUCGGAUAAAUUCGCGGCCGGAGAACAAUGUCGGAUCAUACGCGAGCACGUACCAACGGCGGAAGCGGCUUCAGCGAGAGGAGGCGAGCCAGUUUCUGAAUCACACCUUCGACUCGCACUUCGGCAGUUACCGCUCGUCCUCCUACGCGAGAGCCUUGGGCACCACGAGCAGAGAGUACAACGACGCCGCUGAGAGCAGGGAGGCGAUCUUCUCGGACGACAAUUCGCAUUACUACGGCAGAUUCGUGGAUAACGACACAUUCACGAAUAAGAACGAGAGUUCAGAUUACGGAGGAGGAGGAGGAGGAGGGCGCCAACGAUCGUUACCCAGAAACAUGCAACAGCAAACGCUCGUCGAAACUUACAGCUCGAUUCACGAGCGGCAGGAGAAGCUGAUGGACAGGAACGCGUACCGACCAUUGCGGACCGCCCCGAGUCCGCUGAGCCGCGUGCCCCGGGAAUUUCCAAAUUUCGACUCGCAAGUUGCGGAUAACGAGGGGAAUGCGAUGUUCCGGUCCAGGGAAGGUAGAACGAAGGACGCGCAGCAAAGGACCGAGGCGGAUCCGACGUCGUCGGAUUUGCGGGAGAACGGGCGGCCCUUCCCGGAAAAUUUCGCCGAUCCUCAUCGGAGGAGGCUGCGGUCGCUGUCGCCGUCGCAGCUCCACCGAUCGAGGCAGUUCAUCAGGCUGACUUCCGGCAGGUAUCACACCGCGUCGAUGUACGACAUCGACAAAGCGACGGUGAACGAGGAGGAGUACAAUGCGCGGAACAAGCGCCACUUCUCGCCCGAGACGAGGAGUUACAACGUGCAAACCUCGAACAAGGAGGAGUCUCGGUAUCAAGAGUUUCUACGUUCCUUCUCAGUCAGCGAACGCAUUCGCGAACCCACCAGAAGCGCGAGCAGUUCGUCGUCGGACGCUUCCAGGAGCGAUCGGCAAGACGCUCUCGCGGAGAACCGAGACGCGAGAUCACUGCGAGAUCGCGCCAACGAUAGCAACAACAACAAUAAUGACGACGACGACGGCAGCCGAUUGUCGAGCCCGCGCAGCCAGUACGCCGACCCGGCGUUCGACAUCAUCACGCAGCAGGCGACGAGUCGUCCGAUUCACGACGACGUCGACUCCUUUUUCGGUGGCCCAUUGUACACAGGGAACAAUAGUUUAGUGAUAGAUUUUUUCACGUAUUUGGAGUCGUUACUUCUACGGCGCAAAUUUGACGGGAGCCCAUCGUUUGACGCAACAUUUUAUUUUCCAACGUUAAAUACUACGACGGCGACGGACGACAGCAGCAAGGUCGAAGGGCCGAUCGAAGGGGCGAGCGCGCUGAUCGGGGGGGAUGAGGCGUCGAAGGAAUGGAGCAGCGAGGACGAGACGAAGCCGACGGGCCGACUCGGUGCGAUCUCGAGGCACUCAGAACACGGCGAAUCGGUCGCGAUUGAGGACGAGAACUGCAACGGGAGCACAACCGGCAGCAGCUCCGGCUUUCCUGAGCAGCUGGAGAACCGGUCGCCGAGCGCGAGAAGGAUCGCGAACGAACGGAUCCUGCCCUACGACGAGCCGAAGGUGUCCAAGGAGUCGCUGCAGGCCACCAGCGCCCCGCGGACUGCGAGCCCCAACAAGUCCGAGUCCCUGUAUCAGUCACCGAAUCACAGCACUCGUCAUUCGUCGCUCGCCAGCUCGCCGUCCAAGCGGAUCUCCCGCUGCGGCUCGCGCAACUUGCCGUUCGAGCAUCAGAACGGGGAGUCCAGGGAUUCCAGCGAGGAGAGAUUAGUCGCUUCCAUAGUACUUGACGAGGAUGCUUCCAUUCGAUCGUUGGACCCCGGUCGUCCGCAGAUCGACGGCGGUAUGACCGACACACCGGCGAUUAUCAUCGCGUCGCGGCCGCAUUCUCACGAGACCAUCGAAUACGUGGAGAACGCGAGGAACGUCGAGAACGCGAGCGUGCUCAAUAGAAAUAAUACUGAAGAGUCCACGGAGGAAGAGUCCAGCGUGAACGACACUCUGGAGGACCGACAGAGCAAGGACAGCGCGAGCGAAACGAACACGGAGCCAGGAAUAUUGAAGAUCGAGCCUCAGUCCAUGGACAUUAUCGAGUCGCGCAGAAAAAUCGCUUCGAAAGUACCGGUCCGCGACGCUGGCAGAUAUCGAGCGCUUUCCAUGAAGAAAGCCGCGGAGAAGCCCUCGGAGAAGUCCAAGCGGAUGGUGCAGCAGUGCUUCGCGCAGCUUGAGAGUAAAGACUGGGAAGUAACGACGAAAGGCUUGAAGUCCCUGUCUCAAAUCGCGAAGCAGUCUCCGGAGUACCUGGACGUCCUCUCGGUUGGAACGAUAGCGCGGCUUCUGGGACGACACGUGAGAAAUCUCCGCUCGCAAGUGGCGCGAGCCGCUUGUCUCGCCGCCGGUGAUGUCUUCAGCUCGCAGAUUCGGGGCAUCGAUCAGGAUCUGGAUGAGAUAGCGGGUCCGCUGCUCCACCGAACGGCCGAUACGAAUCGAUUUCUCCGUGCGGAUUGCAACGCGGCUCUGGAUCAGAUGGUGCAACAUCUGCCGCCUCAUAAAACCAUCGGUGUGAUCGUAUUGCGAGGAGCGAGCCAUCAAAACGCUAUCGUUCGCGCAACGACCGCGCGACUGUUGUCAGACAUCACCGACCGCAUCGGGCCCGACCACGUGAUGAUCCUGCCGCGCGACGUGAAGGAUAAGUUGCUGAACAGCGGUGCGAGACUGUUGAUGGACGGGAAUCUGGACGCGAGGAAUCACUCCAAGAGGAUGUUCCGGCGGUUGACCCGCUGCGAAGGCUUCCGCAAAGCGCUGACGGACGCCGUGCCCGAGACGACGUUACGACACAUCGACAAAACCAUGAAGACCCUCUAACCGAGACGGACUGGUCGGGCGAUUUUAUAGUCAGUUUAACGUAGUGCGAUUUAACCCCGCCGUCGUCGCCGUCGCCGCCGCCGUCGCUUGGACCACCCCAGAAGAUUGCUCCGUCGCGGACGACGUUCGACGACCCGGUCGUCUAAAGAAUCGACUUACGAUCAAGAUUCAGACGAGAAUUUUCUAUACCGAGAAAAAUGCCAGACAGGCGCUCGCAAUUAGCCUCUCCCCUCUCCACCCCCCUGCGCGCCGUGAAUAUUCUCCCACCGAGGAUGAAAUGCAACGAAAGGACGAUUCCAGUGAAACGCACGUCGGAGGCGACGUGCGACGACGAAGGAGGCGAGAGACUCGCUGCUCGGCCUGCGUCGAUCCUGUUGCUUUUUCUUCUUUUCUUCUUCAAUUCUUGUUUUCCUCAUCGACGUUUUGAUACUCGACAACUUUAAUAUACACGCAUGUACGAACGCGGGCGUUAAGGUCGACAUGCUUCUUCCUCGUCGCGCACCUCGACGAGCACAACACGGGGGAAUUGUUCCUCCGAGAGAAACGGGACAGAGGAAAACGAAACGGAAGGAGCUUUCCGACGAAUCGGCCGGAAGACAGGUAUCGUCGUCGUCGUAUCGUAGGCGCGUUUCGAGGCGCAACGGGAAGAAAGUGUGUCAAUGUUUAUACGACACUCGCGCUCGUGCAUGCAUCUUUUUAUACGGUUGUGUAAAGGAGCCGCACUUGGGUGCAAGUGCGCGCGGUGAACAUGUAGUAGUGCCUUCUCACACAUCGGUGACCGCAUCGCGAAUCUCCGGACUCGCUCGCACAAAAGGGAACCCGCGACCCACCAACGUUCGCGGCACGGUCCCGCAGAGUCGAAAUCUCGAAUUCGGAAUUCGGAAACUGUUCCCGCUCCUUAAAUCUCGGCACGUGUUUUUUCCUUUUUUUUUUCUCUCGGGACGCGACGCAUGCCCGCGAAAUAUCGCCGAUACGCUCGACGACGGCUUACGUUGUUGUCUUCACCAACUCUACACCGACGAGUUGCAGGAAGAGAAAAUCAGUGGACGGAUCUCUUUCUCCAAAAGGGAGGCAAAAGAGCUCGAGAUCGCUCGCUGACGGCGAUGAUUCCGUAUCUCGGAAUCGACGAUCAGCUUCCGUCAGUCUGAAAACACAGAGACUGGAGAGAGAACGUCAGCGCGAGAGUGUGUCCUCGUAAAUUUUUAUAUAGAUUAAAUAUCUCGAGUGUGAUGACAGUUUAACAUUUGCGAGACAGAGGGAAAGAGAGAGAGAGAGAGA
Harpegnathos saltator (Jerdon's jumping ant) is the source of this 8614-nucleotide messenger RNA. RefSeq lists its product as uncharacterized. The record is from RefSeq and is a predicted model, not a curated record. Gene Ontology annotation, cellular component: cilium; cytoplasmic microtubule. Gene Ontology annotation, molecular function: microtubule binding. Lineage: Eukaryota; Metazoa; Arthropoda; Insecta; Hymenoptera; Formicidae. Bases 857 to 7336 code for a protein of 2159 amino acids. Gene Ontology annotation, biological process: microtubule cytoskeleton organization. The transcript is spliced from 28 exons.